Molecule: messenger RNA, 1881 nt
Organism: Aspergillus uvarum CBS 121591
Lineage: Eukaryota; Fungi; Ascomycota; Eurotiomycetes; Eurotiales; Aspergillaceae
Product: extracellular metalloproteinase
Exons: 4
Coding region: 1-1881 (626 amino acids)
Molecular function (GO): metalloendopeptidase activity; zinc ion binding
Source: RefSeq, a predicted model, not a curated record
AUGUGGACCUCUAUCAUCGUUAUAUUUUCGCUACAUUUGUGUGCGCUCGCACUUCCGUCUCAGGCUAUAGCUCUGAGUUCUUUGCGUUUGACCUCGAGGGCCAAUUACGUGAACGCAAUUGACGCAGAGGCCGACAACAUCCGCCUAGCUGCUCGAGCAGGACAAGUCAGCUAUCUGAUGACUGCGAAGCGGCUCGUGCAGACCAUUAUGCCCGGGACAACCUUCCGCGUCGUUGACGACCACUACACCGGUGAUAACAAUGUCGCCCAUGUCCACUUCAGGCAGACUGUCCACAAUAUGGACAUUGAUAAUGCCGACUUCAACGUCAAUAUCGGAAAGGAUGGGGCAAUCUUCUCGUAUGGGAACUCGUUCUAUACUGGAAAGGUUCACCGAAGGGACCUUCUCCUCGAGAAGGAUGCCAUUGAUUCAGUGACAGCCCUUAACCGUGCAUGCAAAUCAUUGAGACUGCCACUUUCCCUGGACAACGUGAAGUGUGAGAGAGUUCAGGGAACAAAUAAUGUCGUAUUCCGAGGCACGUCGGGGGCCAUCUCUGACCCUAAAGCAAGAUUGGUCUUCUUAGUCAGGUCGGAUGAGAGUCUCGCCCUGACUUGGAGAGUCGAGACGCACACGAACUCGAACUGGUACUUGAUAUACGUGGAUACAGGCGCCAAUGCAACAUUACAUGGUGUCGUGGAUUAUGCUGCUUCUGCUACCUACGAGGUUUAUGAAUGGGGGCUGAACGACCCAACCGAGGGGGUACGCACGAUUGUCACCGACCCGUGGGACAAAAACGCCUCUCCCUUCACCUGGCAAGGGGAUGGCAACACAAUCUACACCACCACGCGAGGAAACAACGGGAUUGCUCAGUCUAACCCCUCAGGUCUGGCCCCCUACAUAGACAACUAUCGGCCUAGCAGCCCGAGCUCCAAGUUCGAGUACCCGUACUCACCGGCCAUGUCCCCUCCGGAUACGUAUGUCAACGCAUCCAUCACCCAGUUACUGUACUCAGCAAACACCUACCACGACCUCCUCUACACGCUGGGGUUUACUGAGAAAGCCGGCAACUUCCAAUGGAACAACAACGGCCGAGGCGGCCGUGAGAACGACUACGUGAUCCUGAACGCGCAGGACGGGCUAUCCUACAACAACGCCUACUUCAAGGCUCCCCCCGACGGCGAACCAGGACACAUGCGUAUCACCAUCUUCACGCGGUCGGAUCCGCCCCGCGACGCUGAUUUUGAUGCAGGCAUGGUCAUACACGAAUACACGCAUGGCUUGUCGACGCGACUGACGGGUGGCCCGGCUAAUUCGGGGUGUCUAUCGGCCUUCGAAGCCAGCAGCAUGGGCGAAGGCUGGAGCGACUUCAUGGCCUCGGCGGUGCGUCUCAAGCCCCACGACACGCGGGCUACCGACUACGCCUUCGGUGGCUGGGCAUCUAACGCCUCAAGGCAGGGGUCACGCCUCUACCCUUACUCGACCUCGCUGACCACCAACCCGCUCACCUACUCCAGCGUGGACGGGAUGCUGAUGCUCCACGACGCGGGAUCGGUGUGGGCGAGCAUGCUGUACGAGAUCUUGUGGAACUUGAUCGAUGAAUACGGUAAGAAUGAUGGCCCCAAGCCAGUCUUUCGCGACAGGGUUCCCACGGAUGGGAGGUAUCUUGCUAUGAAACUGGUGAUGGAUGCAAUGGCGCUGCAACCUUGCAAUCCAACGUUUCUUCAAGCGCGGGACGCCAUCCUAGACGCCGAUAGGGCGCUCACGAAAGGGGCCAAUCAAUGUGCCAUCUGGAGGGGGUUCGCUAAGAGGGGCCUGGGGCAAGGGGCAGAGACUAAAGGGUCGGUUCGCUUGGACAGUAACGUUGUCCCCUUGGGGGUGUGCUGA